Messenger RNA from Dalotia coriaria, 1441 nucleotides. RefSeq lists its product as uncharacterized. Lineage: Eukaryota; Metazoa; Arthropoda; Insecta; Coleoptera; Staphylinidae. The record is from RefSeq and is a predicted model, not a curated record.
UGUUUCCGAGUCAGUCGAUGCCGCAACGGCGCAGUGGAAGGAACAGAGCGGGGGCGAUACAAGCACGACGAAUACGCGAGCGCGACGAGCGUGGUUGGAAAUUUUCGAAGGGCCGAACUUGCGAAAACACGGAUCGUCCUGGCGACGCGGUGCAAUACUAGUAGUAGUACGUAAAUUAAAGUUGUUGGACAUAAGUUUACUCUGUGCGCGCUCCGCACCCACAGUUUGUUGUUAAGUGCUAAGAGUUAUCAGUUUUAAAAUGAAUAGGGCAUUAAUACUAUCAGUCAUCUCCGUCUGCGUGCUGUUCGCAUCGCUGGCGUGCGCAAAGCCGUCAUCGAAGAAUCACGACCUGCUGCAGAAGAUCGGCUUCUCGCGGGUGCGCGCCCCCAACAGCCACCAUCGCAAGCGACUAGCUGUGGAAUCACGCCACCAUAGCCGCUCGGAUGAUUCGCACAUGUUUGUCAUCAAACUGCCGCCCAACCAGCACUACUACGUGCAUAACCGCCCCAAUCAUCUGGCAGAACCAGAUAAGAAGUUGCCCGUCGGUUUCAAGUCGAACGGAAAGCCCGGAAAGAUCUACCAUUGGAAUCCCGUGAUUAAGAAGAUUGUACAAGCAAAGAGUCGUCUCAAUGACGAUUCCAAUCAGAUCGACAUCAAAUACUACGCCAAUUGGAACGAAGUGCUCGAUAAACAGCAUAACGAAAAUAACGUGCUCGGUAACAUGGGUAUGGGCAUGAAUCUGAAGUCCGGUCAGGGUGGGAAGAUGGGCUACAAGAAACCAUCAUACUACGUACCCGCCACCGUCAAAAAGUCCUCCUUUCUGAAAUACUUUCCGGGCAACGGCAAACCGCAGUCUUUCUACGUCAUUGAGAAGAACAAGAAGAAACACCAUCACAAGCUGCUGAAUUAGUCCGGUUAUCAUCAUUAUUCAUGUGGACGACCGGUGUUCGAAAAUGUCAAGAAGAGCGUCUGUAUGACUUCUACCUAAUUUUAUUGUAUUGUAUUUAUAUAUGCUAACGCAUUGAGACUAUUGGUCCUGCAAAUGACCACCUGCAACAGUUUAUUACAUGGAAAGAAAGUAGUUUUAAUGCGUUAGCAUGUACGACCGCUAUUUCAGAGAGAACAUAAUGAUUGUUUACUAUUAAGUCGGUAAUAGAGAAAAGAAAAACCACUUGUUAUAUUCCUACUUACGUUGGAUUCAAAUUCGCUACAACCACACCUUAUAGCUUGUAAGGCCCGAAAUUUAUCGAUAUGGCGAUAUAUAAUUAAGUUCGUUUGUACAGGGUCCUUUUGUACUUUUCUAUGUUUACAAAACAAAACAAAAAAAUUCAGACGACGGAUGAAGAGAUGCAAUUAUGCCUCGAGUAAUAGAUAUAGUGAAUCAUAAACCUUCAUUACUCAUACAUAUUGUGUAAUAUAUGUAACUAUUAACGGAUGGAAA